Molecule: messenger RNA, 330 nt
Organism: Aspergillus oryzae RIB40
Lineage: Eukaryota; Fungi; Ascomycota; Eurotiomycetes; Eurotiales; Aspergillaceae
Exons: 2
Coding region: 1-330 (109 amino acids)
Source: RefSeq, a predicted model, not a curated record
AUGAAGACCUUCUUGCCCCUCGUUUCGCUUCUGAUGGGCGUAGGGAUGACUUCUGCUGCCCCCGCUCUAAAGGUCGCUGCUGAACGCGACGUCAACCCGGAAAGCGCACACUCAUUUAAGAUAAACGCCUACAGUUCUCCUCCCUCUGAUGGUCAGGUUAAUGAUGCCUUGCACCGCAGGGAGGUGACCCCGGAAGGUGCAAAUUUAUUCAUCAUUCAUUCUUAUGGCAAUCCAUCGGAACACAAAGUCGAUGAUGCGUUAGAGCGCCGAAACGAGGACAGUGUCGACGGCGCACGUAUCUUCAAUGCCAUCGAGUCCUAUGGUUCUUAA